Messenger RNA from Plodia interpunctella (Indianmeal moth), 3113 nucleotides. Its product is annotated as BTB/POZ domain-containing protein 6-like. Gene Ontology annotation, cellular component: cytosol. The coding region runs from base 148 to 1632 and encodes 494 amino acids. Gene Ontology annotation, molecular function: protein binding. The transcript has 7 exons. Lineage: Eukaryota; Metazoa; Arthropoda; Insecta; Lepidoptera; Pyralidae. The record is from RefSeq and is a predicted model, not a curated record. Gene Ontology annotation, biological process: neurogenesis.
AAGAUUUUGACAGGUAGGACUGUCUGUUUACUUUGCGCAUGUUUACGUUUUUGCAUUUUGAUUUUUGUGGUUGAAAAUUGAAUUAACUAGAAACUGAUAAUAUAUAACGAUACCAAAUUUAUGAAUCGCUACGUGUAGGUAGAAAAAAUGGCAAAAGCACAAAUCGAAGAAGACUGGCAAUCAAAAUGCGGAACUGCAAAAGAGCGAGGAUCCUAUCUUUUACAAACUGAAUCGUGGUCAGAUUGCAAAUUUCGAGUUGGCCAGCAAGUCAAAGUGUAUUUUAGUGCCCAUAAACUAAUAUUGGCAAGUUCAUCACGAGUAUUCGAAGCAAUGUUCUACGGUGACCUGGCAGAGACAAGGGAUGUAAUAGAUAUUACCGACAUUCAACCUGAAGCCUUCAAGGCUAUGCUAGAGUACAUCUAUACAGAUGUGUUAAAACUGAAGACUUGUGAUGAAGCUUGUGCUCUUUACCAGUGUGCUGACAAGUACAACUUGAAACGUUUGUGUGAAGGAUGUGUAAAGUUCUUAUUAAGCAAUGUGAAGCCUGAAAAUGUCUGUCAAAUAUUUGAGUUUGCCAAGAUGUAUAAUGAACAGGGUUUAAUAGACAAAACUAUUCAAAUCAUACAUGCCCACACUCCAGAAGUGCUAAACAGUAAUGCUUUUUUUGAAUCGAAACCGUCUACAGUGGUAGAUAUAUUUUCACAGCAAAUUUUAAAUAUAAAAAGCGAAAUUGAGUUGUUUGAUGCUGCUGAACGUUAUGCUAAUUCCUAUGGUGACAUUGCUGAAUCUAAUAAUGGUAAUAAUCGAAAGAGGAAGCUCUUUGAACAUGUUUCCCCCAAGAAUGAACGUGAUAUUAAUUGCGAGAAAAUUGUUGAUGAUAGUCGGUCAUCUAGUCUGUCAUCUGGGUCAUCUAGUCUGUCAUCUGACGGGAUGUUUAUUUCCCAACAAAACAAUAUUGAAAUAGAUGACAACAAGAAAGAGGUAUUCCGUCAUAUUGUAUCAAAAAUUUUGUUUUUGACUAUGACGGCCGAGCAGUUUGCGAACAGAGUGGUCCAGUCUCCAUACAUGACCCAAGACGAUUGUUACGGUUUGAUCAUGAACAUAGUUUCUGAAACCACUAAUGUGCCAUUUCCACUUGGUUUCUGCGGGUACAGGCGCCCGCGAUACAAACUCAUUACUGAGUCUGACAGCCAUGUUGAUCACACACCAAACAAAGCACCGACGAGACCCGAAGCAAUAUUCGCGGUUACAGUGCCGACCUUUAAACAGUACCGCCAUGUAUCCAAACCGUUUUAUGUCAGGAACAUGAAAUGGCGUGUCGCCGUGGACCCUCAGCCCAAUAUAAACGAUCCAAAGCAAAUGGUGCUUGGUAUCAAUCUGAUGGCCGUGUAUCCCCACAAACCAACCUUCACCUGUUCAGCUGAAGUGGAGCUUGGCAUAGCAUUGACUCUUAAGCCGAAUACACAUCAUGUCUUGAAGAAGACUACGCAUUUAUUUACCAUGAAAUCAAAAUAUGUUGGUGCUAUGAUACCAUUUAAUGAUAAUUUAUUCGAUCCUUCUAUCGGAUGCGUGAAGAAUAACUCGAUAACCAUAAUCGUCAAAAUAAAAGCCAAUGAAGUGAUAGGAGUUUAAGCAUUUUUGGUCAUCAGCAUCAUCUAUAUACACUCUAGUAUACUAUUAUUUAUUAAGACAAUUGUUAUGUUAAAACAUAAGCAAAAUCGGCUUGGUCUCUAAAUAUUUUUAAUUAUUUUAACUGUAAUAAUAUGAUUAUUGCAUUCGAAGUUGUUAUUGUUAUGUUGAGUGCGUAGCUGGAUUUGAAAUCUGCCGGUAUGUGAUAUGUUUUGCUAUGUCACAUACAUGUGACUUAUAUGUAUAUAUAUUAAAUGUUAUAGGUAUAUUUAUUAGUUUUUGAAAAUAAUACGGCAAGUCAAAAAUUUGAGAGUAACAUUGCUGUUUCUAGUAAAAUACAUAUAAUAUUGUAUCAAUAUGCUAUUUCGUGUUGUAUCUCUCUCAAUCUCAAUGUUUGAUAUAAGAUAAAAAAUAGCUGUUGUUUGAAUAAAUUCACUUAUAAUCGUGCAUGAUAUAAUUAUACUUAAUUAGUAGGACUGAGAUAAUGCAGGAUCGAAAGGGCCAUAUCUAAAUUCGAUGAUACGAUUUUUUUGGAAUCUGGUUGAUUUAGGUUAAAAAUAUCCUAAGGUAUAGUCUAUAAUUCAGAUUUUAUUAAGUUAAGAAAAUAACUUUAGUAGUAAUGGACUGGUUAAAUAUAUUAGGUUAAUGUUACAUCAAAAUCAUAAUCUUAGAAACUAUCCCCCGAACUCCCCUUUAACAUAAAGCUCGGGGGGAUGGGUUGAAAUAGGUCCCAAUAUGUGGUGGUGGAAAAGUCUUGUGGUGCGCUGUCGUCCCCAACUAAGUAAUAAGAAAAAAAAAAGUAUAAUAAGUUCGUAUUACUAUUUUCUGUAUUUAUCCUUAAAAUUUGUGCUUGGAAAUGUUAAUAAAAAAUGUGUUUUAUAAAAGGAGUGCAAUAUUUUUCAAAACGAAUGUAAUAUUAGAAUAUUUUCAGAACAAUUACAAUUUUGUUGAUUCACAAACGUUACAACGUUUCGUUCGAUCGCAAAAAACAACAUUUUUAGGACUGUUGAAAUUAUUUAGAAAAAUAUAAUGAUAUCCGAACCCUACUUAAAAUAUUGUGUUCAGAAUGUUCUGCUCAUACUUAAAUUCCACUUGGUUCGCAAGCCGCUAAGUUCACUUCAAUUGUGAUUGAGUCAUUUCUAAUGUAACCAUUUUUUGGGUCAAGAAUCUUCUCCAUCAAUAUGCCUGAACCACGAUUUUUGUCCGUGCUGGAAACAUACAUCAAAAUCUGUUUAAUCAUUGAACUAAUCAAAACAGUGGUAGGUAUUUAAAUUUUAUCUAUUUUAAUAUAAUGCCAACAUACUAACCUUUCAACUUGCCAAAGUUUUAAAAUUUAACCUGUAUAAUUAAGUAUUAUUAUUAUACUGAAUUGAAUAUUUCUGGAAUAAAUUACCUAAUGUUUAUAUGUCUGUAACUCUAAGUAUCUUAUAUGUCUGUGGUAACUCAAUAAUAUACAAAAAUAAAAUAUAAUAUUUCUCCUUUCA